This is a messenger RNA of Amaranthus tricolor (Joseph's coat), 582 nucleotides long. RefSeq lists its product as uncharacterized. The transcript has 2 exons. NCBI's taxonomy places the organism in Eukaryota, Viridiplantae, Streptophyta, Magnoliopsida, Caryophyllales, Amaranthaceae. The record is from RefSeq and is a predicted model, not a curated record. The coding region runs from base 1 to 582 and encodes 193 amino acids.
AUGGCUCCCUACGAGGCUCUUUAUGGCAGGAAAUGUCGUAGUCCUACUUUCUGGAGCGACAUAAGUGAUUCGUUGGUGUUGGGACCCCAUCUUAUCCAAUCUACUGUAGAUAAGGUCAAAGUUAUUCAAGCAAAGAUGAAGGCUGCCCAGGAUCGACAAAAGUCUUAUGCCGAUUUGAGUAGGAGACCUAUUACUUAUGAUGUUGGGGAUAAGGUGUUUUUGAAGGUGUCCCCAAUGAAGAGAGUAAUGAGAUUUGGUGUGAAGGGCAAGCUCAACCCUAAGUAUGUGGGUCCUUAUGAGGUGCUUGAGAGGAUUGGUGAAGUGGCUUAUAAGUUGGCUUUGCCAGUCGAGCUAUCUAAGGUUCACAAUGUGUUCCAUGUCUCUCAGUUACGGCGUUAUCGAUGUGACCCUUCGCAUGUUAUAGCCGUAGAGUUGGUAGAGGUCAACCCUAAUUUGAGUUUUAAGGAGACGCCAGUUAAAAUCGUUGAUCGUCAACUAAUCUAUAGUAGAUUAGUUUUAGAUUUAGUUGUCGUUUUCAUUAUGUUGGAUCUUCGGAAAACGAUAGAGAUUGACCAUUCUUAG